This is a messenger RNA of Cuscuta epithymum, 757 nucleotides long. NCBI's taxonomy places the organism in Eukaryota, Viridiplantae, Streptophyta, Magnoliopsida, Solanales, Convolvulaceae. The record is from the annotation of a GenBank genome assembly.
AAUGCAACUUCAGUUCCCUACAAUACACUAGAUUCACUUACUAAAAAAAGAGCAAUUAAAGCUAAGCAACACAAGAAAGGAAAAAAAUGGCAAAGUGGGCAUCCUCAACAUCAAGGACAAAAGGCAAACAAGAGAAGAAUGGGAAGAAGCUUAACAUAGUGAUGGAAAAGCUCCAAAGGAGCCUUCUUUUAAGGAAAAGGUCACCCCCGGAGUCGCCUCGCCUCCGUCGUCUCGACGAAUCGGAGAACGCAAGAGGCGUGCCCGACGACGUUAAAGAAGGGCAUUUUGCGGUAAUGGCGAUGGACGAUGGCGGUAAGCUGAAGCGGUUCGUGGUUCCAUUGAGUUGUCUAGCGCACCCUUCUUUCGUUAGGCUAUUGGAUCGAGCCGCGGAGGAGUUCGGGUUCGAGCGCGAAGGGGCUAUCAUUGUGCCUUGUAAGCCAAUGGAGCUACAGCAGAUUAUUCAAGAUCAGCAAUGGGUGCAAAAACUCGAUCUUCGCUUUGGUUUGGUCGUUUAGACAUUUUUGAUAAAUGACUAUCUAUUGUAACUAUGUAUUGAGCUAGGAUAGCAUUUCAGAGAUUCUACAUUUGAUCCCAUCCGUUACUACCUUGCUUUUUUUUUCAAAUUACGUAAUGUUUAACGACGUAAUUUGUUUCGGAUUUAGAGCUUUUGACCAUUCACUCUUCACUACAAUCUACAAUAUGUAUUUGUGUUUCCAAAUAAUUAAAUCAAUAAAAAAGCAUUAAUCAAAUCAUUUCU